GCCAAGCUCCUGCUCUGCUGCAUGCUGGCUGUGUACUUAAACUAAAUAUCUAGCCCUCUUCACGAGUCUUCACCUCCGCUGGAGGAAUUGCUUUGCAGUGAAUCAUAAUAAUGGAUUAGGGACAGGUUUCUUUCAGAACAAGGACCACCUUUACCUGGGUCUACCGAUGGGGAGGGUUGCGGUGGGACACCUGGUUCUCCUGGUCUCUCUCCUGCUCUGCUCCUCUGGACGACUUCGAGGAGCCUCGUUCUACGGAGACGGUUUCAUCCACCUGCAGACUGAGGAGCUCUCAAACCGCAACUACCUCCACCUGCGCUUCAGGACCGCCAGCCAAUCAGGACUGCUGUUCCUGGCGUCAGGGGGCGGGGACUUCCUCCUGCUGGAGAUCAUCUCUGGACGCCUGCAGGUGCGUGUGGACCUGGGCUCAGGGGAGCGCACCCUGCGCUCGUUGGGGGGGCUCCACCUCAGCGACCUGGCCUGGCACCGGGUGGAGCUCACCCACCUGCUCCACAAUGUCAGCAUGACGGUGGACCAGCAUUCCCACACCUCGGCCACCCUGCCUGGGGGGGGGAACCCAGAGCUCAGCGUCCGCCAGGGGGUCUUCGUGGGCGGGACGCCGGGGCAGCAGCACCCCCUGGUCUGGUCGUCCCCGCGGUUCAGAGGGUGCAUGGAAGACGUUGUGUUCAACAAGCACCACCUGCUGGCCAGCCUGCGCUCGGAACCGGGCCACCGGACAGUUCAGCGCGUGUCCCGGGGCUGCAGCCCUCAGUUCUGGGCCUGGGAGGACGACCCCGUCAGCUUCUCCAGCUCCCAGUCCUUCCUCCGGCUGCCCCCCUGGCAGGUGUCCCAGGAGGGGGAGCUGGAGCUCCAAAUGCGGCCCUCCGCCACGGCCCACGACGGUACGGUCCUGUACUCCUCUGCUCUCCAGGGAGGCUUUGUCGCCAUGGAGAUCCGAGACGCUCGCCUGGUCGCCAUGGUGAGGAGUAACAGCGGAGGCAGCGGGACGGAGGUGCAAGCCGGCACCCGUCUCCAAGGCAACAAGAGCAUUUGGUAUGCGGUGAGGUUGCGCCUGGCGCCCCACGGGAUGCAGCUCUGGGUGGGGCAGGAGGUGGUGGAGGCCGCUCUGGAUGUGGAGGGCCCCGCGGUCAGGCCCACGGGGCCGCUCUACCUGGGGGGCCGGGAUGAGGCCGAGGCGAGCCCAGCAGGGGCGUGGGGCUCCUCCGGCAGUCCGCAGCCGGGGGGUUCCUUCAGAGGCUGUCUGAGGGACGUCCGGGUGAACGGCCAGCGCCUCGGCCUGCCGCAAGCCAGCGUCACCAGGGACGUCUCAGUGGGCUGUGGGGGGCGGGGCCAGCCCCCUGACACAGAGACCAGCCCCGACCUGAUGGAACUGCUGAAUACAGAUGCCGACGCUGAACAGCCAAUGGGCUCAGGCCGUGGGCAGGGACAGAUGAAGAGCUCAUCUAGCUUCCUGUCACUGGAAGAGCUGGAGGUGGAGGAGGGGGGGGGCGCCCGGCUGGAGCCCAAACACAUUCAGGUGAACCUUGACUUCCGGAGCAUGGACCUCAACCCGUCCCAGCUGAUGUUCCGCUUGGAGGAGCAGCCGCUCCACGGCCGCCUCCGCCUGGACCCCGCCUCCCCCACACCCCGGAACACCGGCCAAGGGGAGGAGGAGGAGGCGGAGGAGGAGGAGGAGGAGGGGGAGGGGGGGGCCGUGUCGGGGGGCGAGGAGGAGGCAGCGGGCCAGACCUUCAGCAUGCUGGACGUGUGGCAGGGCCGCGUCCUGUACGUCCACUCGGGCUCUGAGGAGCCGUGGGACGUCCUGGUGUUCUCUGUGUUCUCCUCCUCGGUCAGGCUGCAGGAGCUGGCGGAGGUCUCUAGGGGGAAGGGCCGCGUGCUGCACCGCCUCCCCGUGGCGGUCCGCCCCGUCAACGACGCGCCCCAGCUCAGCCUCCCGGCCGGGAACCUCCUCACCCUCCUGGAGCGCUCCAGACGCCAGCUGACCAACGACAUGCUGAGGGUGCUGGACCCUGACAGUCGUCCGGAGGAUAUGACUUUCAGCUGCUUUGGAGCCCUGAGCAACCAGGCUGGACACCUAGAGCAUCAGGACCACCCCGGCAGACCCAUCAGCUCCUUCUCCUGGGUGGAUCUUAAGGAGGGAAAGGUCAGCUUCGUCCACACAGGGGCCCCCAUGUCGAGGCUGGCCCUCAGGGUCAGUGACGGAGAGAAGGUGAGCAACACAGGGGUGUUGAGGGUGAUGGCCGUGUCUCUGGAGCACCAGCUGGUCAACAACACGGGCUUGGAGGUGGACCAGGGCGGUAGCACAAUCAUCACAGCCAGCCACCUGGCGGUGCAGCUCAACGUGGCCCACCAGGGGGUGGAGAUCCGCUACGACGUCACAGAGGCGCCUUGCUACGGCCAGCUCCAGCGCCUCCACUCCAACGGCGAGUGGAAGGCCACCGGCUCCUUUUCUCAGAAGCUGGUGGAGAAGGAGCGGCUCCGCUACCUCAACACCCACCGCGGCCUACAGGCCCAGCGGAACGCCACAGACCGCUUUGCCUGCAACGUCACCGUGGGAUCCAUAGCGACCAACGCCAAGGAGGCCGUCGUCGUCCCCAUAGCGAUACGGUGGAUCCAUUUUAAGGUCACACAAAGCAGGAUGGAGGUCGCGGGGGUCCAGAGGUCUGCCCUGACCUCGGAGGACCUCCACGCUGUUUCCAGGGGGGUCAAACUCCAGGACAGCGACGUGUUCUUCAGGCUCCUGGCGCCGCCAAAAAAAGGUCUGCUGCUCUUCAACCAGCAGGUCCUCAAGAUGAGCUCCACCUUCAGCCAGAAGAACGUCAGCGAUGGCCUGGUCCACUACCAGCUGCUGGCUGCGCGUCCGGAGGACACCAGAGACUCCUUCAGCUUCCAGGUGUUCUCUACGCAGGCCAACUCAAGCAGCCGGGACUUCAGAGUCAGCAUCAAGGCGGAGGCGGCGACCAGCAUCUCGGUGGUGAACAGAGGGCUGUCCGUCCUGGAGGGGGACAGCAAGGUCAUCACCAUGGAGAUGCUCUUCACCCACACGGCGGCCGACCGGGCGGUCCGCUACGUGAUCACGACCGGCCCGAGACACGGCCGACUCCGGCGAAUCGACGUGUCCAACUCCACCGCCAACGACGACAACAUCGGCACCUUCACCAACCAGGACAUCACCGCCCAGCGGCUACUGUACUUCCACGACGACAGUGAGACGCAGCACGACGCGUUCGUGUUCAGCGUCAAUGUUUACAGGCCGCAGAGGCCGCAUAAAGCAUCGGCGAGGAAGGACGACCAGCACACCUUCAACAUCUCUGUUCAGCUCGUCAAUGACCAGCGCCCUGUCAGGGUGGUCGAUAAGGUUUUCCAAGUGGCACGCGAGGGCCAGAGGCUGCUGACGGCAGAUGUCCUGCGUUACAGCGACGACGACUCAGACUUUGAAGACGGGCGGCUGGUGUACACACGGCGCGGCAUUCCGAUGGGGGAGCUGGUGUCUUCCAACGACACCGCACACAGUCUUUACCAGUUCACCCAGCAAGACCUCCAGCAGAACAAGGUUCUGUUCAUCCAUCGGGGAGUGAGUUUUGGUCGUUUCGUUCUCUUUGUUACCGACGGAAAACACUACGUUUCAACACUGCUCGAGGUGAAGGCGGAGGACCCCUACCUGCAGGUGGACAGCAACACAGGGCUCUGGGUGGAGCGGGGCGGGGUCGCGACCCUGACCUCCGCCAACCUCAGUGUCCUUACCAACCUGGACGUCAGAACGCCGGGGGAGGUGACCUACAAGGUCUACAUCCCGCCCACACACGGGGUCCUCCUCCUCACAGACCCCAAGCAUCAGGAGGUUACCACGGCAACCGGCGGCGUCUCCACCUUCACCCAGCAGGACCUGAGUGCCGGCCUGCUGGUCUAUCUUCAUGACAACAGCCUCCAGCUGUCCGACGGCUUUAACAUGACGGCCAGGGUGAGGGAGCGAGGAGGGGAGGAGGGGAGGGGGACGGCGGGGGAGGGGGGGCUGACGGAACGAGGGGGCAGAGAGGUGCACCUGGACGUCGGGGUGGUGGUGAGGGUGUACCUGGAGAGCCACCAGAGACCCCCCACCGUGCUGACACACCGUCCCCUGGUGGUGGAGGAGGGCAGCACAGCCUCCGUCGGCAGGGACCUUCUGGAGGUGACCCACGAGGACAGCCCGGCGUCAGGGAUCGUGUUCUCCAUCCAGAGGCCUCCCUCACUGGGCUCCCUCCUGAAGACCCCCGGAGACCAGACGGAGCACAACCUGCUCCACCACCGACACCACCAGGGCGACAUACAGCAUCCAAUCACAUCUUUCAGCCAGGAAGACCUCAACCGGGGGAGGGUCUCCUACAGACAUGAAGCCACAGGGGGCACAAAUGACUCUCUCCUAUUGGCCGCCACCAAUGGCGUGACCGAGGUUGGACCAAUCACAGUGGAGAUUGAUGUAAUCCCCAAGCUCCUCCCACUUCAGGUGUUGGGGAUAACCCUGGAAGAGGGCUCCACCAAACCUCUGACCCCUGAUUUCAUAAGGGUGAUCAACCACCACUUCCGAGGGAUGAACUUCCUGUAUGAGGUCAUCGCAGCGCCGCGGCACGGACACCUGGCGCACAGCAGGAUCCCUGGAAUGCCAAUCAGCGCCUUCACACAGACUGAGUUGGAGCGAGAGUAUAUAUUCUACAUCCAUGAUGGCAGCGACACGUUGAGUGACAGCUUCACCAUCAGAGCCAAUCAGACGGAGAGCAGGAAGCACAGUGGGCGGGCCAACGUCUCCAUCACUAUCACACCCAUCAACGACCAAACCCCCACCGUCACCGCUAACAAGAUGCUCAAGGUGUGGGUGGGCUCCGUGACGGAGGUGACGGAGGAGGAGCUGAGUGCAGAGGACCAGGACACAGGCCCAGAGGGGCUGGAGUUCCAGGUCACGCCCCCCAGCAACGGACACCUGGCCUUGAGGACCGCCCCAUCCAGGAGCAUCCUCACCUUCACCCAAAGGGACAUCCACAGCCGACAGCUGCUGUUCAUACACAGAGGCGCGCUGUCCGGUGGAUUCCACUUCCAGGUCAAUGAUGGGGUGAACUUUGCCCCCUGGCAGAUCUUCAGCACAGUCGCUCGCUCCCGCCUGCUCAGCCUGCACAGGAACCAGCCCCUGGAGGUGUACCCAGGCUCCGUGACGACAGUCUCCAAGGAAGUGCUUCAGGUGGUAACCGAUAACGACGGUGACAUCACGAGAAGCCAUUCUGCUGUGUUCACGGUGACCACGCCCCCCAAACUGGGGCGCCUGGUGGAGCGGAUCGCCGACAACUCCAGCCGGCCGGUGUCCUCAUUCACCCAGGGCAUGGUGAACGCUGGAGUGAUCCUGUACGACCAGAACCUUCCAGAAGCGGUGGGCGGGUCAGCGGAGGACGCCUUCCUCUUCACCGUCUCCGCCCCGCCCGCUUCCCUCCCACCACACACCUUCACCAUCCUCAUCACCGCACACAGUACCCCCCCCACAGACUACCCCCGCACCUCCACCAGCCCCCCGCAACACCCUCCCACUGUCAAGACCACGCUGCUGGGCAGCACAUCUGACGGCCUCCUCUCCCACUCCCCCACCGCCACCCCCCUACCCCCUCACCACCACCAUCUCCUCAACGACCUCCACGACCCCAAUGCUGGGGAGACCCAGUCAGAGGACCAGACACCCUCUGAUGAGGACAGCCAUGCUGGCAAAUCCCAGCUCCGGGCCAACACAGGUGCUCUGGUGGAGGAGGGGGGUAAGGUUAUGAUUGACAGGUACAAGUUGGACGCCUCUAACCUCAUGGGGAGAGUUCCAGAACCCUGUCGUCAUGGUCACCGGGUGCUGUACCAUGUGAUCGCCUUGCCCCGCCAUGGGAUGCUUUCUAUUGGAGGACAGAAUCUCAGCAAGGAACAUCUGAUCUUCUCCCAGAAGUCUCUGGAAACGCACGGCGUUGCGUACGUCCAUGACAACUCAGACACCAUCAACGACGGUUUCGUCUUCCGAGCCUGGGUCGCGUCUUCGGAAAAACUCUCUUCUUCCACACCUCCCUGCUCCUCAUCAUCAUCAUCGUUGUCAUCAUCAUCGACCUCUUCAUGGUCACCGUCCCCGCUCCCAGAGCCGUUGUCUCUCUCCUCCGUUGCCAGGCCUCCUCAGCGGCGCUCGGAGGACCCCGUGGAGGUGAUGGAGAGGUUCAGCAUAACGGUGAAGCCUGUCAACGACCAGCCCCCCCUCCUCAGGACCAGCGCCCCGGGGGUCCAGGUGGUGGUGGGGGAGACCAUCACCCUGGGGCCAGAGAACCUUCAGGUGGACGACCAGGACACCCCUCCAGAGGAGCUGCACUACAGCGUGAUCCGCAAGCCCAGCAACGGGUACCUGACCCUGGGGGAGAGGCCGGAGGCGGUGGCGUCCUUCACCCAGUAUGACGUCAACCACGGGCGGCUGCAUUUCGUCCAGCAGGGGGAGCCCUCCACUGGCGUGUUCUACUUCAAUGUGACCGACGGAUACCACCGGCCGCUUUAUAAGAUCUUCAGUCUGGAGGUCACCAAGGCCACCAUCUCCAUGGUGAACAACACCGGCCUCUCAUUGGUUCAAAGCAGAACCGCCGUGGUCCUCACCACCACUCAGCUGGCCGCCCAAACAAAUGGCCGUCGCCCCGGCAACAUCACCUACACCGUCACGACGCACCCUCGCCACGGACGCAUCGCCAUCAACGACCUGGAGGUGGUCGCCUUCCGACACGAGGACCUACGGUUGGGUCGGGUGGUGUAUCACAUGACCGAGCUCAGCGAAUCAAAGGACAGCUUUAAGUUGUCAGUGUCAGCGUCCUCCUCCCCCGGCGUGGUGUACAGGGACCUGACGGAGCAGGUGGUGAGCGUGACGGUGCGGCCGCUGGUCUUCCUGAGGGAGGAGGUGCGCGUGCCCAGCGGGGUGGCGGUCAAGCUGUCCAAGGCCAUGAUGGACGCUUCAGAGCUGGCCAGGGUCAGCCGGGCCGACCCCGUCUUCCACGUCCUCACUCCGCCCAAGCACGGCCGACUGGUGAAGGUGACCUAUGACCUGGACCACACCUCGGAGGUCCUGACGACGUUCACCUUCCGGGACGUUGUACAGGGCCGCGUGGCCAUCCAGGAGACGCUCAGCGACGACCUCCCUCUCCAAAACGGGUCGACUGGGAUCCCCCCGCGAGGCCACGCCCCCGCCACGCCCCGCAACGACUCCUUCACCUUCCUUGUGCGGGCGGGCCAGGUGCAGCCAGCCGUGGGGGAGCUGCACUUCACCAUCCUGCCCCACCACCACAUGCAUCACAGCGGCCCUAAGAAGGACCACGCGGGGGCAAACAAAACCACCUCCUUCAGGGAAGGCCGGGGGAGGGGCAGAGAAGGAGGAGCUACCACGACCCACACGAAGCCCAGUGUGCCCUCCGACACUCACAUCCUGUCCCACAGAGCCCACAACCGGACGCUCCACAACAAGACCAGGGCCCACCACCACCACCACCGCGGGGCCAACCACACCCGGGCUGCAGGUGAAACGGGGAGGUCGGGGGGGGAUGUGUUGAGGGAUGGAGGUGCAGGCGGAAAGAAACACGCUCCACCCCCCGACAGCCACCCUCCGGUCCAGAGGAGCCCCGGCCUGGCACGCGGUCCUCCUCCCAACCUCCAUCCGGUGCAGAUGGAGGUCCUCCCCCAGCCCGCCUCCGACCCCCUGCUGCUCAUCCUUCCACUGCUGGCCUGCCUGUUGCUCAUUGUCAUCCUGGUGGUGCUGUGCCGCGUGUUCAGGCACCGCAGAGAGAAGCGGGCCCGCAUCCGCCUCCUCCAGGAGCUGGCGGCUGUAGCGCUGCCCAUGGACGGCAGCCCAUACUUGGGCCGACCGGAGCGCAGCCCUGCCAUGCCCUCGGUGGUGGUGACCCCCAUGGUCCCCCGGAGCUGCCCCAGCUCCCCGGUGGUGGCCCAGUUCCCCAGGAGGAGGAGCCUGGCCCCUAGCAUCAUGCUGAGCAGCCGGCAGGAGACCAACAUGAGGGCUGGUGGUGGUAGGAUGGGAGAUCUCGGAGGUCCUGGAGGUCACCCAAGUGGAGUUACCUCUGGUACCCCCAGCGUUGGGAAGGUGAGGGUCUGUCAGAUACCCAGAAGCCCUGCACCCUCUCUGAAGUACAAUCAGUACUGGGUAUGACAACAUAACUUAGAACUCAGUGGAAUAAAUACUUACGGCACAACAGGUGAAUUACUGGAACAUGUUCAUGUAUAUUUAACUGAAGUGGAACUUGAAUACAUUUUUGGCAAGUACUCUUGGAGGUCAUUCAGUUUUUCAAAUUUUUUGCUAAUGGAAUUGUUUUUUUGGUCAACUGUCAAAGCUAGAAAAUAGACUGCAAAUUGGGAAUGGAAUAGCAUGUUUUAUAUUGCAAAUUGCAAAGCAGAAUUACAAACAUUUUCAUACCAAAGCAAAUGCAUUCAUUACUCAUUAUUUUUUAAACAGAGUAUCACUGCACCAUAAUGCAAUUUAAUGCAAUGACACCAGCACAGACUUCAAUGUGUGCAUCAAAUGUUUAAAGUAUGAUUUGGUCUUUAAAGAGGUUUAUAGUCCUCAUGUGGUCCGUGAUAACGCCUAUUGGGGUGAAUCACCAAAUCCUCCUCCUGUCAGCGAAUAUCUUCCUGGUUAGAUCAGUAAAUAUGAGAUCAUAUGUGAUUGCCCCCAAGGGUUUGUUUUGGAGCACACUAGCAGCUAGAAGGGAAUACAUGGUAUAUUGACUGUUCUAUCUCUAUAAUACAAACAGUUCCCAUCCAAUGAGGACAUUGCAUUUGAAUAACUAAUGCAGUUUUCCAUUUUUAAGGGCAUUAUUAAAAUGCAUUCUGUGUGCUUUCCUUUUGUUUUGAUUGUUGACAGAUAUUUAAUGUGGAUAGAUGGCUCCUGGAGUUAUUUCUAAAGGAGGAAACAUUUUACACGACCUGUCCUGUCUUGCCUUAAUUUAAAUACAGUGUAAAACCAUGGAUUUGAUAGUAUUGGUCAAAUGAUUUAUGUAACUUCAACACUGGUUAUAGUGACUGCAAUGUAGAAACUAACUGCAUUAGGAUGGAUGUAGUGACAAAUGCUGUGUGUUUCAUCAAAAAAGCCUUCCACAGAAUGAACAGCAAGUUGUUGAUAGGUUUCAAGUACAACUUCCAGUCUCUACACUGUUACUUUCUACUCCCCCUUCAUUCAGUUUUUAUCAUUUUGCCAUUUAUGUAAUUGAUCGGAUAUAUAGAAUCAAGGUUAGGUCCACAGUGAGCGUUUGUGAUAUUUCAAUAUGUUUGAGGAAUGUAGAUUUAACAUGAUUAACAACACCGAAUAUAUUUGAUAAUUCUACUAUUUGGUUGUUGGAUAUUGAUUUUCUGUAUAAAUUCUUAUUGAUUAAUGUCUCCAUUUUGAGACGUAGACUGUAACCCAGUUCAUUUUUCUUUUUUUUAACUAAAAUUUAAUUCAGUAGCUUUUACAGAUGAUUUUUUUUAAAUAAAGGACAUCAAGUUAA
Molecule: messenger RNA, 9530 nt
Organism: Gadus morhua (Atlantic cod)
Lineage: Eukaryota; Metazoa; Chordata; Actinopteri; Gadiformes; Gadidae
Product: chondroitin sulfate proteoglycan 4-like
Biological process (GO): anatomical structure morphogenesis
Source: RefSeq, a predicted model, not a curated record